AUGUCAACAAGUCAAAGAAGUGAGAGUAUGAACACAUUUUUUAAAGAUUAUUUGAAUUCUAGUACUCCAAUGAGUAUAUUUGUGGUGCAAUAUGAUAAGGCUAUUGACGCUAGAUAUGAUAAAGUAAGAGAGAAGGAUUACAAGACAAAACAUUCAAGGCCUAUCUUGAAAACUUUGUAUCCUAUGGAGGAUGAAGUGGCGAAGGAAUAUACAAGAAAGAUAUUUCAGAUUUUUCAAGAAGAACUAAUUCAAUCUCAAAAAUUUAUCUCUGAAAAGAUUGAGGUUAAGGACGGAAGAAACAUCUAUAAAGUGCAUCAACUUCAACGACAAAAGCCGACAUACAUCGUUAGUUUGGAUCUUGCAUUGAAAAGAGCUGUUUGUUCAUGCCACAAAUUUGAGUUCAUGGGAAUUCUAUGUAGACAUGUACUAAUGGUAUUUAUAAAGAAGCAGAUUCACUCACUUCCGACAUAUUAUUUAUUAGAUCGAUGGAGUAGAAAUGCAACCAAAGAAAGAGCUAAUGAUCCACCAAAUGAAACAAAAAAUUUGAAAUCUUCUACCUUAUGGUUUAAUAACAUUAUGAUACAUUCUAUUGGGCUAUCUGAACGAGCUACAAAGUCUGAAAAACAUUAUCAAUUUGCACAUCAAAGAUUAUUGCGAUUGUGUGAAGAACUUGAUGAACUUCCUUAUGAAUCAGAGGAAGAUUGUGUUGUAUCAGGUGGUCCAGGUAGUGAAAAAUAUUGUGAAAUAAUAUCAUGUGAACAAAGUCAAGAUACUACUCUGCUUGACCCUCCAGUAGCGGCAACUAAAGGGCGUCCAAGAUCUUUGAGAAUGAAAGGUGCUUUGGAAGUUACUCAAAAGACCAAAAAAGUUACUUCUCAGAAGCAAAAAAGGCAAACGAAAAGUAUGAAAUUUAAGAGAAAGGAAACAAGUUCAAAUUAUAAUGUCGAAGUCGAGCAGAAUGGUACAACAAUAUCUAACGAGGCUCAUUCAAUGCAGUUUCAACGAUAUCCAGAAUAUUAUCAAGGAUUUAUUGAGAACACUGAUUGUGCUUAUGCCACAUCAUUUACGGAGUUGAUGAAAGCAGCUUCAACUCCAUUCCAGCAACACCAUCCUAGUUAG
Solanum verrucosum is the source of this 1119-nucleotide messenger RNA. Its product is annotated as protein FAR1-RELATED SEQUENCE 5-like. Gene Ontology annotation, molecular function: zinc ion binding. Lineage: Eukaryota; Viridiplantae; Streptophyta; Magnoliopsida; Solanales; Solanaceae. Gene Ontology annotation, biological process: regulation of DNA-templated transcription. The coding region runs from base 1 to 1119 and encodes 372 amino acids. The record is from RefSeq and is a predicted model, not a curated record. The transcript has 4 exons.